Molecule: messenger RNA, 1974 nt
Organism: Tetrahymena thermophila SB210
Lineage: Eukaryota; Ciliophora; Oligohymenophorea; Hymenostomatida; Tetrahymenidae
Exons: 16
Source: RefSeq, a predicted model, not a curated record
GAAAUUUAAAGUAGUAAUUAAUUAGUUCUACGUUUUGGAAAAAUUAUUAAAUUAGAAAGAAGCAUGUUCUAUUUAGGUUAAAGAAGGAUAUUUCUAUUGAUUGAGACUGAAAAAACAAUAUCAUUCAAUUAUAUGAAUCCUCCUGAUUGUCCAAUCAGGCUAGAUAAAUCUAAAUGCUCUCAAAGUGAUGAUAUGUAUGAAAGUUCAAAAUCUUUAAGUGGCCAUAUAGCUUACGAUGACAUAGGGUGCAUUUGCCCAGUUUGCUGGGAUGUGAUAAGGAAAGGUUUUUCAGAAAAUAAAUACAUAAAAUCUUUGUAUUUAGAAGAUGUUAAUAAAAAUUUCAAUGUAGAGUAUUUGAUGAUCAACAAUAUACUCAAUCCUUAACAAAAUUCUAGCUUUCUCGAGAAUCUUAUCAUAAGCUUUGAUGUAAUAGAAGCAGACUCUCUAAAAUCCUUAAAAGAAUAUUUAUAAAAUGCACCAAAUUUAAAGCACUUAGAAAUCAUAACAGGGAAAAUAAAUAAAUCAUAGUUUAUAGAGCAAGGGUUAGCUGCUAACAAAUCAAUAAAAUUCUUUAAGUUUGAAUUAAGUUAAAACUGCACUAAUUCAGAUGUUAAGACAUUAUAAUCAAUAAUAAAUGGUAUAGGGUAACAUUAAGUUGUUGAAAAAGUGUAGCUAUUAUUCGAAAACACAAUAAUAGGAUAAAUAGAUUUUUAAAAUUUAUUUACUAAGAAUAAAAGCAUUAAAUAGCUAAGGAUUAGUUUUUAAAGAUCUAGAAUUGAUAACAAUUAUGCUAUUUAGACAAUUGGAAAGAAUUUGUUUAAAAACUAAAUAUUACAAAAAUUUGUUUUAAAUUUAAGAGCUGCUGAAUACAAAAAAGAGUGUUUGUCUUACUUCUAGCAAGGAAUUUAAAAAAACACUUCCAUUAGUACUUUCAAAGUUUUUAUUGACGGUCAAGGAUCCAAAUAUCUUGAUUAAAUGAUGUUAGGAAUAGCAAAAAAUAAAAGUAUAAAAAAUCUUAAAUUGAAUAUAAGUAACUUAUAGUUGGACUCUUCUAACAUUAAUAGCAUAAAUAGUAUACUCCAAUCAAAUUAGCACAUUGAAAGCUUCAAUCUUCUUCAAUCAAUGUACGUAUUUAAUAAUUCUGAGAGCCUUUUAUCUAAUAUUUCAAUUAAAUCCAAUUUAAAGGAAAUCAAAAUUUAAGGAUACUGGCUUCCAUAACUAACAUCUUUAUCAAAAUUUAUUGAGCAUUCUGAAUAGAUAAAGAAGGUUAGUUUACAGUUUAAAAUGAAUAUAUCAGGUGAUUUGUAAUAAUUGGCAAAAUCUCUUUAAAUUAAUAAGUCGAUUGAGUAUUUUGCUAUUACUAAUAAUGAAAAUCUAUCAAAAGAGGGCUUCUUCGAACAUUGGAAAGGUUCUUAAAAUUUAAAACAUCUAGAAUUUAUCAAUUAAUAGUUUUUUACAGAAUUUGGUAUAAAUAAAUCUGAUAGUUGUUCAUCUUUUGAGUUUAUAUUGAAUUCUAAAAAUAUUAAAAAUUUAGAUAUUUUCCCCUCAGAUAUUAACAAGGCAAUUCUAAAAUUAAAAGAAGAUGGGAGAUAGUUUGAUGUAAUUAAUACAAGAAGUUAUUUGAGCUUUGGUCAAAUCAAAUAGAUAUUAGAAAUUUAAACAUAACUAGUUUCAUUGUAAUACUUAAGUCGUCUUUAUAGUAGCUCAUAAAACUAACCUAAACCAUACAAAUUGUAAUACGAAAUAUUAAAGUUAAUUUAUGAAAAUAAUUAUUUGAUUAAAUUUGGUGACUCUUCGUUGAUUGAUAAAGAAAAUCCUUUGCAAUUGCAUAAAGAAUUGUGUUUAUAUAGAGAAAGGUAGCUUUUAACUAUUUUGGCAUUAAUCAAUGAAGUUAUUCCUUAUAUUCAGUACUCACCUCUAUUUACUCUAAUGGACUUACAUUGUGAAUGAUUUGUUCAUAUAAAUUAUUUAAAU